Molecule: messenger RNA, 2900 nt
Organism: Ictalurus punctatus (channel catfish)
Lineage: Eukaryota; Metazoa; Chordata; Actinopteri; Siluriformes; Ictaluridae
Gene: exo1
Product: exonuclease 1
Exons: 13
Coding region: 327-2636 (769 amino acids)
Biological process (GO): mismatch repair; DNA recombination
Cellular component (GO): nucleus
Molecular function (GO): 5'-3' DNA exonuclease activity; 5'-flap endonuclease activity; DNA binding
Source: RefSeq, a predicted model, not a curated record
GCCUGCUCUGUGACGUCACGUUUUGCCGCUAAACUCGAGCUGGUAGUGAAGGCGCAGUCGGUGGUGUUGAUGCUACUCGCUAGUUUUUUGGCGGUUCUUUGUGUUUCGUGACGACAUUUUGUUAUAUUUUAUGGCAUAAAUUGUUGAAAUGACGAGAUGAACUGGUGAGAUGGACGUUUUACGAGUCUGUGUGAUGGUUGUUUUUUGUUAAAGGAACGUCAUCGUUGUAUAAGUAACGGUCAUUUUCUUUUCCGAGCCGUUAGCUAGCUGAGAUUUUCUGCGCGCGCGCACAGCCUCUUAAUAUUUAAUAAAAGAGAGGUGUUAAAAUGGGGAUUCAGGGGCUGCUGCAGUUCCUAAAGGAGGCUUCAGAACCGGUUCAUGUGCAGAAAUACCGCGGACUCACUGUGGCUGUAGACACCUACUGCUGGCUGCACAAAGGAGCUUUCUCCUGCGCCGAGAGACUGGCUAAAGGAGAACCCACUGACCAGUACGUGUCGUUCUGUAUGAAGUUCGUGGACAUGCUCCUGUCCCACGGCGUUAAACCGGUGCUGGUGUUCGACGGACGAAACCUUCCAUCAAAACAGGAAGUGGAGAAAGCUCGGCGAGAGCGUCGUCAGGCCAAUCUGCAGAAAGGUAAGCAGCUGCUGCGAGAGGGGAAAGUUGCCGAGGCUCGAGAAUGUUUCACCCGCUGUGUUAACGUCACACCUGCCAUGGCACACCAAGUCAUCAAGGCUGCGAGAGGGCGUGGUGUGGACUGUCUGGUGGCCCCGUAUGAAGCCGAUGCUCAGUUGGCGUUCCUGAAUAAAUCGGGAAUCGCUCAGGCCGUCAUCACAGAGGACUCGGACCUGCUGGCAUUCGGCUGUAAGAAGGUGAUAUUGAAGAUGGAUAAGCAGGGGAACGGUCUGGAGAUAUCUCAGGAUCACCUGGGCCGCUGCCGCUCGCUGGGAGACGUCUUCACUGAGGAGAAGUUCCGCUACAUGUGCAUCCUGUCGGGGUGUGAUUACCUUCCAUCCAUCUACGGCAUCGGCCUGGGGAAAGCCUGCAAGCUGCUCAGGAUGGCCAACAAUCCCGAUAUCCUCACGGUGAUCAGGAAGAUCGGUCAUUACCUGAAGAUGAACAUCACCGUACCUGACGAGUACAUCGACGGCUUUGUGAAGGCCAACAACACGUUCCUCUAUCAGCUCGUCUUCGACCCCAUCAACAGAAAAGUAGUGCCUCUUAACCCUUACCCAGAAAACCUUGAGCUCAGCACGCUCAGCUACGCCGGAGUGAACGUCGGUGAUAAGCAAGGGCUGCAGAUGGCUCUGGGCAACCUGGACAUUAACACCAUGGAGAAGAUCGACGAUUUUAAUCCUGAUGCUCCUGUAACACGACCUGUUAAAGCCCCUCGCAGUCGAGGCUGGGGCGACCCUGCACCGGUCACCGCCUCGCCUCGAGUCAGCAUCUGGAGCAGAGGUUAUGUACCCAGCAGCGUUCAACCCCAGACUCCAUCGUCCCCUCAGAGACCUCCUCAAACCCGAGGCAAGGAGGGAGUCAUGUCCCUGCGUGGUCUCAAACUGCCCAACAGAGAACCACAGGUCAAGAGACCCCGAGACUCCGCUGUCUCAGACGAGGACGUGCUGGAACAGUACUUAUCUGGUACGAAGAAACAGCGCAUAGUAACCGUGGAAACAAAGCACAUCGUUCCCAAGGAGACGAAACCUUCCCAAAGAGAGCCUCCUCGACCCCGGAACCGAUUUGCCAAACUGCUGCAGUGGAGGAACCAGUCAGAGGAGGGCGAUGGAGAACAGGGAACACGCAGCAGGUUUUUCGCGAGCUCUGAUCUGAGCGUAUCUGAAUCGAAUGAGUCAAAGGAAGAAUCUGAUGACUUUGAGAAAUCAGACCACGCCCCGUCGCUAGCUGUAGAAACGCUCGGUGCAGAGACGGAGACACCGCCACGGCGCGCCAGCCUGAGCGCCUUCAGCUGGUCCGGCAGCUCCAGCUCCACAGAACUCUCCAGACCCGGAUCCGCAACGUCGGACCGAACCAGAACUCCCAGCAUGCCCUCGGGCCUCUCUGUCCUGCAGCAGUUCCAGAGAAAGAAGGAGAAUCUCAGCUGGGGACAGACUGAAUCUCCUCAGCGCUCUACACCCUGCUCUCCUACAGAGGGCGCUGUUGAUACUGAAACGCCUCCUGAUUCUCCUCCGUCUCAGGACAGUGCGUAUUUCUCUCAGCCCAACAGCAGCCACUCCGCCGCGGAGGACUCGACCACCGGCACUCAGAGCGUAACCACCUCGCCCGAAACGGAGAAGGACACGUGGAGGGAUUCGGGAUGUUCGGUGAGUCUCGGUGAGGUGUCUGUGACGGAGGAGGUCAGAUCUACACCCACGAGGACGAAGGUGUCCGGUUUGUCCCGAAUCAGUCCCAGCGAGCAGGAGAAGGGCAGUAAGAUCCGGCCCUGUGCUCCGGCCAGGGCGAGUGGAUUGAGGAAGAAGGCUCCGGGGAAGAAAAUGGCCGUCACGAACGAGAACAGCCCGGGACUGCAGGCCACCAUCAGCGGCCUGUGGAAAAACUUCAGCUUUAAUAGGGAGAACCCAAAGUUAAACCCCUGUAAGAAAGGUAAGCCCAUGUCUCCGGUGAAGGACAACGUGCAGUAAUGAAACAGCGCCACCUCAGGACGAGUGUGUACACUGGUGUAAUAAAGCUGUAGGGCGAUAGAACGAGCAUCACUUGGAGCACUCGCUCUCUUUCUCUCUCUCUCUCUCUCUCUCUCUCUCUCUCUCUCUCUCCCUCCAUUAGCAUGUUUUUGAAGCUAGAGAACUUUGCUCCAUGCGGUGAUUACACGUCUUAAACAUACUAUGUAUGUUCAUUACUUUUUCUUUUUUUUUAGUUUAAUAAUGAAAUAAAAUAUCUAUAAAUUU